UCGGCGACUAGUCGGCAAAAUGAGCCGAAUAGUCGGCUGCCUAGAUCUUCCAAAAAAAUAAGGAAAUAAAAUAAAAAACCACCAUACUCGAAGUGUUUGCCGAUUGGUACCAGUCCACCUCACGAAAUAAGUACUUGGCAUUGAUUACUUUACUUGAAUCACCUUCAACAUCGUCAAAAAAUGUCCACACGCGUGAUUUUCUUUUAGACAUAAUGUUUAUAAAGAUCACUACUUGUUUAGUUAAACUUUUAAACAACAAUUACGAUUCGUUUUGUAUGUUUUUCUAAUAAUAACACACCGGAGCAACAAGUGAAUCGGAAAGGUAAACAAAACUAGUCAAAAUAUGAAAACGCAACCACGUGCGGCAGCGAAUCAGGCGACCCGAACGUUCCCGAUUACGCCCGAACUUAGGCAAAGACCAUAGUCGGCUACGCCGACUAGUCGGCCACCUGACUGCCGACUAGUCGGCUAGUCGGCCAAAACCGUAGUCGGCACAUCUCUAGAUUUAAGCCUUUAUAGGACAAGAGGAAUAUAUUUAACACAAUGAUGAAGAACUUUAUUUCAAAGCGAUAGGGUUCAAUUUAGCGUAAUUUCUGACACCCUUCUGUUUUUUGAUGCCCGUUAAAGGGUUAAGCCCUAAAAAUCCCCUUGCCCAACUUAAGUAUAACUGUCAUUGUACCGGCUUGUUGCGAAAGAUAUUGCCAUCUGUCCUUGUUAACCCAGAGGGAAAAGUUGAAAACUAAGCCUUAUUGGUAUUAGUCCAUUAAUUUUCUUCACGAUGUUUUCCUUCAUUUAUCCUUCCCUUGUCGCGAAAUGGUGUACUUUUCUUGCCUUAGCUCACUUCGUGGUUUGUUAUUGGAUUGUGUUGCAUUGCACGGUAGUACUAUUAGUUAUUCUGUGGCAUUGCGUCCUACAUUACUUUCUUUAGACCACUGUUGACAUACUUUGGAAGGAGCGGCAACAGCGCAAUGGGCCGAGAGCUGGUAGACGUUUUGGAGUAGGUUCUUGCGGCAAGCUGAAAAUUGGUUUGAUACUGCUCCUAUCAUUCCCUUUUACUCAGCACUGUAGCGGAGGUAAAUCAACACUUAUAUUUUUUAAGAUAUUUUUGGCCCUAAAAAUGAUCUUGAGGCAAUCUGUAAAAAAAAUAUCUAAAUCUAAAUAAGUAGUCAUAAAAAACAGAACAUUUUGUUGAAUCCUUAGUGCCAAUUAAAUCCACACUUUAUCAGCCCUGAUAUCAGGCCCGACGGCGGGCCCUAGCAAGAGUAUUUUUUCAUUUCACCAAAUAUCGGCACAUCAUUUACUAUAUUUGGAAUGUAAAAAAAAAAUGGUUCAUCAUAUGCGUAAAUAUCAAACUUUGAAUAUUUUUUGCAAUUAGAUAAAAAGUAUUUUUUUUAUUUCAAAUAUUGUUAACGAUGUGCUGAUAUUCCGUGAAACACGACAUCAUGACUGAAUUCUGAUACGAUAUCGAGAAGUGUGGAUGUAAUUGGCGCUUCUGAACUUGCCAGGCGCGUGCAUAAUUUAUUUUUCAAAAUAUUAAAUAAAAAAUCUUGAGGCAAGCUGUAAUAUUUAAGCCCCCUCCAGACUAUGCACGUGAAUCGCUGCGCGACUUCGCGGAGCGAAUAUACCGGGACGUUGACGUAGACUCCACACUCGCACAACUUCACGGCGAUUUCGCAGUUUGGUUCGCGGUAAGAUGGUGCCGAAGCGUCAGCUGAUCGGAUUUAGUUUGCGACAAGGCACUGAUUCAAACUGGGAACUGUCAAAUUGAUUUUUGGUUGAUCAAGUUCACACCCAAUAUAAUCAAGUAGCCGUCAUAGAGUAAAAAUUAACUAUGCUUUUUAGCCAUUUCCGGCAGUAGAAUAAUGCGGCACAUAUAAAAUUGUAGGCGGCAAGUCGCAUAGGAAAUUUAAUUCGAACCAACGCUAGCACGCAAGCUGUCAGUCUAGCUCUGGCUAAUAUCCGAAUUCCGAACGCUCCCUUAUAGUAUGUAUCUGUCAUAUUUGCUAUGAGAAUGCGAGGCAACAACUAAAUAAUUAUCGAAAUCUUGGGUUAAAUUGAGAUAAAAUAUCUACCGGUUUAAUACAAUUGUUAGAUAAAGUAAUUUAAUAGUGUUUUUUGAAUAAUUAUGUAAUAACUAAUAGUUACUUCGAUCGGGAUAUACUGUAUUAAUAAAUUUAUGAAUUUAUUGAUGUAUUUUUUAAUAUCACUUUAGUGAUUCGCGAACUUGAUUAUUACUGUUUACGCAAUGGAGUACGACAAUGACGAGAAUACUUGGCGGCGACCCUCCGCCCAGAAGGUGGACCGGCCGAAGUGCAAUCAGAUCCCGAAGCGGUCGACCACGGUGGCCGUGGUGGUGUUAGGGCUGGCCGUUAUGAGCUGCCUGCUCGGCUACUGCGUGCUCAGCGAGACGCUGCCCUACGAGUCGAGGACUUUACGACUUGUCAUUAUUUUUUUUCGCCAUGGAGCUAGGACCCCAAAUACAAGUUAUAAGACUGAUCCUUUCAAAGCAUACCAAUGGCCAGAAGGCUUGGGAGGUCUGACCAAUACUGGGAAACUUCAAUUGUAUGAGUUGGGAAAGAAAUACCGCAGUUAUUAUGCAAAUUUUAUUGAUGAAGAAUACUAUGAAAAGGAUGUGCAAGUGCGAAGCAGUGACAAGUCUAGAUGUCUGAUGAGUGCUGCUACAUUCCUGGCCGGCCUGUACCCUCCUGCAGAGCGACAAAUCUGGAACCCUGAGUUGCUGUGGCAACCUAUUCCCAUUCACUCAUUACCGAGGCACUUAGAUAAUAUUGUUGCCAGUACUAAACCGUGCAAAGUUUGGAAAGCUAUGUAUGAAGAAUUACUUGAAAAAUCUAAUAAGGAUGCUAAAUACACUAAACUUUUUGAAUACUUGAGCAAUCACACAUCCCAGGAUAUGCACAGUGUGUUGGAAGUUGAUUUCCUGUAUAGUACGUUCCUGUCGCAGCAAGAGGCUGGGCUCAAGAUUCCUGAGUGGACUAAAAACUAUUUCCCAAAUCAAAUGAGGUCUGCAUUCAUGCACAGUCUGGCCCUGCUGUCCCAUAACCACACUUUACAGAGAUUCAAAGUAGGUCCACUGUUGAGUGAGAUGCGGGAGAACCUAGAGAAGUGCGUGAGCUACAGCGGCGAGGGCCCCGCACCGCGUUCGCUGCUGGUGUACUCGGGACAUGACGUGAAUGUGGUUGCGCUGUGGCGCGCUCUCAACUACACCGAGAACCUCGAGCCCGAGUACGGCGCCAGCCUCGUCUUCGAACUGCAUGAGGAAGUUGAUCAGGGCUUCUUUGUCAAGGUGUUUUAUCGCAACAAUACGAAGAUAGAAGUACCAAUGGAGUUAAAACUGUCAUUCUGCGAGGACCCGUGCCACUACACCGACUUCCUGCAGUACAUCGACACGCUCAUCCCCGAGGACUGGGAGGCCGAAUGCCAGAACACCCCGCACUGAACGACCCAUCCCUCGACUGCCGCGUGAGACUGCCUCUGGGUGAAUAUUCUGCGAUUAUAACGCCGUUUUUGUCAUGGUCGUCUCAGCGAGUAUUGUUAGAUGAGAUGAUGCUCAGAGUUAACUUUUAUAUGUAAACAUAACAUGUUUUAUGUUCUAUGUCUUAUGUCUACACACUUUUUUGACCGGAGGGCAAUCGCCGAGCCUCGGGCUUUGGCAGCCGAUUAUAUGGAAUUUAUUGUCUUGUUUCGCGGGCUGAAUUGGCAGGAUUGGAGGAUUGGUUCAAGAGAAUCAGUGACAACCAAAACUCAGUAAUUACUAUCCCAAAUUCAGAGCCAUUGUAAGACUUGAUAUAAAAAACGGUUGGUUUUUGCUUAUUUAUUUUUAUUUUAUGUAAUUAGUUAGUUUUGGUUGUCUAUAUUGUAAUACCCACUUUUACAGACGUUACUAUUACUAGUGCUAGGUACAUACUACCUAGUAACAAAGUAGAGAAUCUCGUGUUAAUGAUAUUUGUUAAUUGAAAUGUUGAAAAUCAAAUGAAGAUGUUGUAACAGGUACUAUCUAACUGCACCGACUUUUUAUGUGACAUACUUGUUGUUAAACGCUCAUACAAUCCGAAUAUAAGAAUAAUUGUAGAAACUGUGCACCAUCAAUUCCCAAGCUGAGAAAAUACAAAAAUGUGCUUUAAAUUAUACUAAGCGAAUAAAGGAUUAAUUCCUCUAGGAAUACCUAACCUAUUUACCUAAACACGACAGAUGCCUUAAGAAUUCGCUAUUGUGCCACUCUACAAGUUAAUGUUGCAAUUUCAAUUUUUUAUUCAUAAAAUAUUCAUUUUACACGUCAAAUUUGUAACAAACAACAUACAUAGGUGCAUAUUUAUAUUAUUAAGUCAAUAAGUAUGGUGUAGGUACAUUUUGUUCUCAAUCCUUCAGAUUACACUAUUAUUAAUUUUUAUACGAUAGAUUUCUUAUUACCUGAUUACAUGUCCAUUUAUUAUUUAUUCCUUGAGUACUACCAAAAAACUCAUCAAUCUUGUACAAAGCGUCAAUUUCAAGUUUUGCUUUUAUUUGACGUACAAAAGAAUUAUAGCUUGAAGCCUGCUUAAUUGCUGGAGGGAUUGCAUUGUAAACCUUAGUACCAAUGUAGUUAGGAUAUUUUUUUUGCUCUGAGUCGUGUGUGCGGCAAGCUCAGCUCAUGUCGCCGUCGGGUAAUGGAACCGUGCGUACGGAAGAGAUGAACGUGUUUUCUGACGUACUUAGACUGUUCUAGGAUAUAAAGACUGGGUACAAUUAAGAUUUUGUGAUUUCUGAACAGGUCUUUUGCAGGAUGAUCACAACUCACACUUGCGAUAAUGCGCACUGCUUUUUUUUGGAGCCUGGAUACUCGCUCGCGUUCCGCAGCCGAGCCCCAAAGGUCAAUUCUAUAUAUUAAAAUAGAGUUAAAAUAACCGUAAUAGGCCUUUUUUACGUUAGUAGAACUGAGGCACGGGCGCAGUCUGCUAAGAGCAAAGCAAGCAGAGGACAGUCGUUGACAUAUGGUGUCAAUAUGGGAUGCCCAUUUCAAUCCAGCAUUAAUGGUUAGCCCCAGAUAAUUUACCUGGUCAACUUGAGGUACAGGUUGUCCAUUGCACAUAAUAUUUAAUGUGAAAUCACUUGAGCAACGCAAACUAAAGCGAAUGAUGUGUGUUUUCUCCACAUUUAGUACCAAGCCAUUAGCAGAAAACCAGGAUGAUAUUUGAUCCAUUACUUCUAGUAGUUUCGCUUUUAAUACAGUGUACGUCUCAGCCGCGACAAUGACGCACCCAUCAUCAGCAAAUAGAACAACUAACACCAGAUCUGAGGCUGAGGUAAAGUCAUUCAAGAGCAAAAUGAACAGGUUGUUUCCCAUUAUAGAUCCUUGAGGGACCGCGCAGGGGCCUAGUUCUAGUAGGUCAGAUUUUGCUCCAUGUACCGACGUGAGUUGUUUGCGCGUCUCAAGGAAUGCUUCGAUUACUCGGUGAAAGUUACCAGUGAUGCCGUAGUGGUAAAGCUUUUUCGUUGCAAGAAUUUAAAUGCAGCAUACUUAAUAAUAAUAACUGAGACGAGUAAAUAACUAGAAAGACAGAAGUGGCCUCCAUUAGAGCCCUCCCUAGAGGAAAUAUAGUUCAGAACCGCUACCCACACUUGUAUGUGGUGCAAUAUGCAGUAUUCGCCACGAGGCGAAAGUCAUUUUGAUGACUUAAUUAAGCUAAAGUAUCCUGCGCCGCUGUCUCCUGGUAGUUUUAGUAAAACCCAGGCGUGUCUUAUCUCCGCCAAACGGAGUCCAUUCCAUCUGACUCCUACUUUCCGAAAUGUAUCCCUUCCGAUAACCGACCAUCUUGAGCUUCUCGGAAUCUCGCUGACUUCGAAACUCAACUUCGGCCCGCACAUCGAGUCGAAAGCACAGUUAGCAGCAAAAAAGCUGGGCAUCCUCAACAAGGUGAGGCAGUAUUUUACACCUAGGCAACUGCUCGACCUUUACCUAGCACAAGUGCGAUCGUGUGUGAAAUACUGUUCGCAUCUGUGGGAUGGUUCAGCAAAAUACCAGCUUGAGGCGCUCGAGUCAGUUGAGAGGAGAGCCAAGAGAAUCAUUAAUGAUGACGAUCUGACGAAUGCUCGGCUCCAAAGUCUGGAGCAUCGUCGCAAGGUUGCCAGCCUAACGAUCUUUUACAGGAUACAUUUUGGAGAGUGUGCCGAGGAACUGCACAACCUUAUUCCUCCGUCCCCAUUUCACCAUCGGACUACCAGACAAUCGGCACUCCGGCAUCGCUUCAUGGCAGGUAUUCCACAAAUACGCACGAAGCGUUACGCUUCAACAUUUCUUAUGCGAACUGCCAAGGAGUGGAAUGCCCUGCCCGAGUCUGUGUUUCCGCAUGAGUACAAUCUGGGUCUCUUCAAGGCUAGAGUAAAUAGGUAUCUCAUAGGUAAGCGUGCUCCACCGUAGACCGCAUCAUCACUUACCAUCAGGUGAGAUCGUGGUCAAACGCUUGCCUAUCGUUAUAAAAAAAAAAAAAAAAAAUAGUUUUGGGGUCCAAUACCAUGCCCAAAAACAUACUAAAAAAUCCCAAUCCCAAAGCAUUUCGGGCCAUGCUCAGUGUACGGUUCCGUAUUAGUUACGUAACUUCGUAGCUUCUAUUGCGUAGCUAGACGGGGGCUAUUAGUAAGUACCAUAUACAUUACAAGCAUAUUAAGGGACUACCUUUGCAGCGCUUUAUACUUCUUUUUACUAAGAAGAGAAGACUCCUUGCAAUAACUCAAAAACGGCUGGACCGAUCAUGUUCCGUAUAGUUUUCAUUGAAAGUAUUUAUUAAGCUUUUAUUUUACGAUUUUUUUAUUUAUUUUGGAGCGAUUAUAUCCGAAAAUAUUCACUUGAUCUAAACAAAAAGUUGUUGGAGACCCGUAUUCGUUUUGAAAGACCUAUCCAAAGAUACCCCACACAGUUUAAGCGAAAAUUAAAAAUAUAUAUAUAACAUUUUGUGAGGUAUAAAUACCCUAAAAAUGUUUUUUUUUGUAGUUUUUAUGUUACUGUUCUGUCGGUAUGCAUGACUCAAAUUCCAUCCAAAUUUAAAGCCAAAUAGCAGAUUUCUAGCACUAACGAUCACGGAGCAAAGCCGCGUACGGGCAGACGGACGGACAUGGCGAAACUAUAAGUGUUCCUUGUUGUCUAGGGAACCCUAAAAAUGGAAUACUUCCCGAUUCGCCGGAUUCCUGUUUCGUCGGAUUCUUGUUUCGCCGGAUUCUUGUUUCGUCGGAAAUAUUAAUAUACAAUAAAAUCACCCAGGCAAAGGAAACAUGCAGGUUUUAACCGUGGUACAGUCAGCAUCAAAAGUAGUGGAUCAAACAAUGCUUCAAAAGUGUCUACCAUUCUGUAACAGCUUAACAAAAAGUUAUAGUUCUAUAUGUAGAACAAUUUAGACUGUAAAAGAUAUAAUUUUGGGUGUGAAUUUUAGAGAUUUAUCUACAUUUAGAAAAGUUAUCCCGAAUAUCAGAUACUUUUGGUGCAUUGUUUCAUCCGCUACUUUUGAUGCUGACUGUGCCACGGCUUUUGUACCACGGGGGACCACGGGUAAUUUUUUUCCCCGUAUUUUCCCCGUAGACCCCCACUGCUCCAGUUUUAAGUUUCAAUCGGACAUGCCCUUGAAAAGUUAAGAUAAGUUUUUAUUUUGGUGCUUUGUUUUACUAAAGCUAAUAAAAAAUGUAAACAAUUAAAGCCAUUUUAGUUCAUACAAAGUUUUAUUUAAGUCUCAGACAUUUUGGACACAAUUCACUAACAAUUGGACCGAAGUGUUUAUGGAAUGUAUUGCGUUUCUAAAAAUAAGAAGCACAGCAGCAAGAUAUUGUUAUAAGAAAAAUGCAGCUACAUUGCCCCGAUGAUACACAGUUGCGUCGAAUUAAUAUGACAAAAUAUCGACAAGAAAGGGGCAUAGUUGAUGACUACGUCGAAGGAAGAAUAACAGUCAUAAAAUGUUUAAACAGGUUAUGCCAAUUAUAUUAAUUAAGUUACCUAAUUACGUAAUAAUUAAUUAAAUGAAUAACAAAUAAAUAUUUUUAUUAAUGUAACGAAGUGUCUGCCUUUUAUUUAAUAGAUAGGUAAAGCCGCGAUAUUUCUAUAGUAUUUCUUAAUCAAAAAAAUGUGGCGAAUCAAGAAUCCGACAAAACAAGAAUCCGGCGAAACAAGAAUCCGGCGAAUCAGGAAGUAUUCUAAAAAUGGUAGCAGGUAUCGGCUCUACAAAUCAAUCUCUGUUACCGUUUCCCAUAAGGCAUAAUACUACAUACAAAGCUUUGUUUCUCAACAUUAUUAAUUAUUUUAGUUGGCGUAACACUUAUAUUUCAACGCUAUAUAUUUAAAAUCUCAGUGAGCUCAUUAAUAGAUGGCGUUAUCAGAAGCGCAACAUACUUAGUCAGCUCACAAGUUCUGUCACAAAGGUAUUGACUGAUAAAAAAUAAGAAACUUUUAAUAAAAAAGUUAGCCUUGAUUUGAAAGCUUGUUUUAUACUGAUCAAAACGUAAUAUAAUUAGUUUAAAAGGGUCUAGCAGGCUAAGCGAACAAGAAGUGCCCCCAACGACGGAUUUUGUCGAUAUUUAUGGUAGUGUACUGUUAGGUCCUAAGGACCCUCCAUGCUUAACAUCAGACCUCGAUUCUCUUUUGUUUGCGAGUUAUUCAGGAUAACGUAAAAUAAUUAGGGUAUCAUUGAAAGUGUCAUAUUUUAUAAACGAUUCAAGUUACGUGAACCAAACAAAAUUAUAUUUGAUAACAAUAAAAAAAACUACAAAAUGCAUAUUUUUUACCAGCAUCCUGUCCUUAAACUUCAUUGCAAAAAAUAAAAAUAUUUUUUUCCUUCCAAUUUUUUUUUACUUUUCGCGGAGGUACAGUCGCCAUCAGAUAUAUGGUAGCGGCCAAGGUACUCAAAUAUUUCGGAGCAGCAUUAAAUUUCAAUAUAUUAGUUACGAUAGAUAAGGUCUAUAAUAUCGGACCAUAUAAUUCGCCGUAAAUUUGGGAGCAGCGACUUUUCAAUUAAUUCGUGACAUACAAUGAGACAAAGAUAUCGUAACAAACAGAUCGUCAAUGGUAUCUAAGCAGUCAAGGUGAUCAUAAAUAUCGGAACAUUUAUGAAAAAAUAUACUGUAAAUCCGUAUGACAUAGUACAGUCGCCAUCAGAUAUAUCGGAGCGGCCAAGGUGGUCACAAAUAUCUGAACAAAACCUCUAUUGUCAAGGCGAUAAAGUACAUGUUCAGAUAUUUGUCCGCUCCGAUAUAUUUGAUGGCGACUACCUACACAUUUGAAUUCGUUACUACCUAUAUUGACUAAGUUGUCAAUGUCAAGGAUGAUUUUAACGACUAUUAUGGAUGAGCAAGUAAGUUUCUUAGACACAUGAGAUAAUUUCAAGCAGCAUUCUCGAAAACUGUAUAUUGAUAGGUAAGCUAACGACACCAGUGCUCGAUAUUCACGCAAUGAUCGACACUUUCAACCUUAUUUCAUAAGUAAUAGACGUGAACUACUGGUGUCGUUUAUUGGGUAUUAAGUUGUCGAUCAUUGGUAUCACUACCUUAUUCAUAUGAAUAUAAAAACUUAAUAUAAAUAAAAAAACUGAUUUAGUAGAAAAUAUUUUUAUUUUAAGAAUCAAACACGAACAAUAUUUACUUAUACCAUUAAAAUAACCUUUUAAUACGUGCUUCGCUAGCCGUAAACAAAAUAAAACUCUGCUUUUCUUCAGCCUGUGAAAACGUUAGUACUUCGUGUAACUUCCCGGUGGCUCGGCGUUUAAUACAGCUUGCAAUCGUCUUCGCAUUGAGCCGACCAGAUUUUCACACACGUUUCGCCCUCUAAAAGACUCCCAAACGUUAAGAGCGUGGCGUCUUAAAGCAUCUUUGGUGCGACACUGGUUUCCGUCCCACUCUUGCACCAUUUUACCCCAUAGAUUUUCUAUGGGGUUGAGAUCGGGGCUCUUUGCAGGCAUUUUUAUGCGAGUCAGCACAUCUCUGUGGUCAUGAAUCCAUCCCUGAACCAAGCGAGCAUUAUGCACCGAGCUGUUGUCUUGCAUGAAUGUUAUAUGCUCAUUGGGGUAAAAUAUUUGGGCAGUAGGCAAAAACGACUCCUCAAGUAUUUCUUUGUAAUCCACCGCAUUCAUACGACCUGUAAUUUCUACCAGCUCCCCUGGGCCAUCUUUACACAUCCAGCCCCAAAAUCCAAUUGUAAUACGCCCACUCUGGCGGUUAGGCACUACAUUUUGCUCCAGAUAACGCGUAUUGUCUGGUCUCCAUAAAUUCAUUCUGCCAUUAUCUGCUGAACAGAACACCUUUUCGUCCAUAAAAAUGACUUUAUUAAAAUUAUGAUUCAAAUACCUAGCUGCAAAUUGCAACCUGUCCUCUUUGUGGCUAUCAGUUAGUGCCGGUUUCCUUGCUGGCACUCUAUUUUGUAAACCACCCUCUUUUAGACGCCGUCGUAUGGUACUGCUCGAUACUUGGUAUUGGUUUGCAAACUGGGUGGUAUUUAUGAAUCUUUCUUCACGAGCUUGAUUUAUAAUAUCCAUGUCUAGACGCCGUGUCGUAGAACGUGGACGUCCAAAAGAUACAUGAUUCGACAAAGCUCCUUCUUGCUGCCAUCUCUCCAGCCAUCGAUACACGGUGUUUCUCUGAAAUAAAAUUUUAAUUUAUUAAAUCAUUAUCGUAAUAACCUUUGCAUUUAAAUUCUGUAAGUAUGUAUAGUAAACAAUACUUACUGCAACUCCAACUUCAUUAGCUACGUCUGUUAUAGGCAGACCAUCAUUCCGCAAUUGUAUAAUUUUCUUUUUUAUUUCAAUAUCUACGCGAUAGGGUAUCAUGGUCGUGGGCAAAAUUGUUAAAGAUUAAAAUAACAAUUUUCGCAGUCUACUUUCGAUAAAAUAUUACGAGGAUAACAAUUGCAGGAAGUUGUCAACGUCAAGAAUAUAGAAAACCAAGAAAACAUGAAGAAAUCAAAUAUCGAACGCAGUUUGAAGUAGGACUACGCGAGUUAAAAGAGUUCGCACGUGAAAGAUAAUUACCAAGUAGGUUCUAGUACUUGAUCAACAAUUCAAACGUGAUAGAUAUUAGAUACCUAUACUAAUCAUUUUAAGUGCAGUCGCCAUCAGAUAUAUCGGAGCGGCCAAGGUGGUCACAAAUAUCUGAACAACGCUAUUCUCAAGGCGAUAAAGUGCAUGUUCAGAUAUUUUGAGUGCCUUCGCCGCUCCGAUAUAUUUGAUGGCGACUGUACAGUCGCCAUCAGAUACAUCGGAGCGGCCAGGGUACUCAAAAAUAUGCGAACAAGCACUUUAUCGCCUUGACAAUAGAGGCGUAGGGAUGUGACGACCCCAUCGCCCACUGGUUUUCACCAGCGCAAUCAGUCAACGCAGGGCAGCUUGUGGCGAGCUGUUGGAGAGUAGCGAUUCCACGUACCUGAGUGCCCCUGGGGUGCCCUGUCGGAUGGUGGGACAGGUCCCCUGCCUCUGGCUUGCCUUAGCCGGCUGUCCAGAGUGGGGUCGUUAGAGCUUUGUUCUCGAGGGUAGAUGUGGAAACCUACGUGGCGAGUUGGCUAUAUGUUUAAAGUCCAGUGACACCUCUCUACCCCCAGCUCCCGCACCGGUGUUGCCCUUGAGCCAUCUUUGAUGUCGCUUUUUAUGGGGGCCCAUCUUGCGGAGGGCGAGUCACCGUCUGCCGGAAAUAAAAUUGGAUACCGUUUUAUUAGGCAGGCGUCCGGUUCUUCAUCCAAUAGCCCAGUAAUCAGUCCAUACUAUUCACCCAAUAGCCUAGUACAUUUUAGACUCCAUUAACUCUCAAUAGUCCUUACACCAUGGCGGGUGCUGUCGCUUAGUGUACCCCUCUCUUUUCAUUAAAUUGUCAAAAGGGCCUCUGCGCGUUGGCUUCGGCUCCGCAUACGCCUCCCAAAGGUCCGGAACACCAUUGUUCCGUGGUCGGGAAAGACAUACACGAUAAUAAUAAUGUAAAACGUAGCCUAAGAACGAAAAUGAAUAAAGGAAAUAAUAAUGUUAUUUUUAUCCAAAAAAAAGCAAAACUACUUAUAAGGUAGAAUUCAUAAAUCCGCGGACUGAUUUGACAGCUCUUUUCAUACAUUUGACAAUCGCUUUGUAUGCCAGGAGCUGUCAAAUCAGUCCGUGGAAUUAUGGAUUUUAACUUAGACGGGGAGCUGGCCACGUCAGAUAUGACACAAUAAUGAGAGCAACGAAACCCCUCUAGUUAGUUUGCAAUACUAUGCUUAUUUCUAGAUCCGGACAUCUGGCAGCUGUAAAGUGGUGGAGGUAAAAGAAAGCAAAUAUCUUGAAGAAAAUAAAUUCUAGAGUUCUGGUUUUGAUCCAAUAUUAUGAAAAAUUAUGUAAUUAAUUAGAUUAUACAUAUAAUAUCUAAAGGUUUCGAUUGGCGGAAGUAGUGCCAAAUGAUGUAUAAUGUAAUUUUUGGUUACUCGCCUACUGUUCUUGUUUGCGCAAUAAUACACAAUGUUUUUUGUUCUAAUGUUAAAAUAUAGGCCCUGUUCUCUAUAAAUGACACAACUUUAGCAGUUUUUACCUAUUGCGUCAUUACUUUUUUUCAACUUAAAAACUUUGUUGGUCUGUCACUCUGAUCUCCACCCAUUAAAAGCUGCCAGAUGCCCGGAUCUAGCAAUAAGGAUGGUUAUGCAAUCUAACUGGACUGAUUACAAACCUCUCAUUAUUGUGUCACAUCUGACGUGGCCAGCUCUUAGACCAUUACUUACAUCAGAUCUGAACCCAUGACUUUGUGCUUUAACUUUUUCGACGCCAUGUCAAACGCAAAACCUACCACUCAGAUGCCACGACAUCUAAAUGUCAAAAAUGAAGUUAAACUUUAUGCGUGUGCAUGUAGGACUAUUUUGCUCUGUGGUGGGUGACCGAUAUAUCGGUCUUUGGCGUUGGACCUGUGGUGCCGAUAUAUACGUCUUUGGUGUGGAAAAGGUUAAUAGUCAAGGGACUAUCAAUUACGCCAUUAAGCAUCUGACAUCUGACAUAAUUUGACGAAAUUAAGCUACUCAUUCUACGCCCGCCAAUUUUGACAUUGCGUCGAAACAACGAUUUUGUAGGCAUUUAGUUUUGUAAAAAAAAUUGUCUAAUUCGAAAAAGACGGAAACAUAGGUAUUUUGUCACGAUGACAAGUCCACACUCUUUUCGGUGAAUGUCACAACAAACAAUUUCGUUCUAAAUUUAAAGUAUUGAUAACAUAGUAUUAAUGCCUGUCUGAAACCUUAUUUUCAUGGGUCCAAUCUUAACUACUUUAAGUUGUAUUACACAAACUUAAGGUACAUUUUCUAUAAAUGUUCCGAUCUUUAUGAUCACCUUGACUGCUUAGAUACCAUUGACGAUCUGUUUGUUACGAUAUCUUUAUCUUAUUGUAUGUCACGAAUUAAUUGAAAAGUCGCUGCUCCCAAAUUUAUGGCGAAUUAUAUGGUCCGAUAUUAUAGACCUUAUCUAUCGUAACUAAUAUAUUGAAAUUUAAUGCUGCUCCGAAAUAUUUGAGUACCUUGGCCGCUACCAUAUAUCUGAUGGCGACUGUACACCUCCAAAAAAAAUAUGCAUGAGUAGCCACUAAUUCCCACUACAUACACAUAUAAAAAUAUUUGCACAAAUGUUCGUGCUUCAUGUAAAAAAAAAACGAUUCUCCAAUAAGUAGUCACUGGCAUUAUAUGUACAGAUAGAAGUACCAGUGCAGUUUGAAGAUUAUUGUGUAGGUAUACAAACUCUUCUAAUAAACCUAUUUGGAGUGCAUCAACGAUGACGUGUCAGCUUUGAUAACAUCUGACACAUAAUAUUAUCUGCAUUUGUUUUUUGCAUUUUGUAGUGGAAAAUGGAAAACAUUAAAUGCAAGUCUUGUAAAAAACCAUUAAAAAAUAUCCGUGGGAAACAAAAAUGCAUAGAAACAGAGCAAUAGGCUGAUUUAUAUAGCAAAUGCAGUAAUAUGUUAAUUUGCAUAAAUGAUUUAUUGUGUGGUAAGUGUCGACUUUUAGUGUAUAAACAUAAAGCAGUAGGUUGCAGACGAAGAGCCAGCAUCGCCAAUUGUUGUGCAUGUACUCGCAGAAGUUGAUGCUACUAAUUAUUUUACGUUAUCCUGAACAACUCGCAAACAAAAGAGAAUCGAGGUCUGAUGUUAAGCAUGGAGGGUCCUUAGGACCUAACAGUACACUACCAGAAAUAUCGACAAAAUCCGUCGUUGGGGGCACUUCUUGUUCGCUUAGCCUGCUAGACCCUUUAGAUCGCGAUUUUAGUUACUAGGUACUUGUUUAAUUUGGGAUUGUUCUUUAGACGCGAAUACGCGGCUGGAUUAUGAGAAAUUAUACUUCACAAAAGGGAGUAGAAAUAAGUGUCGCAUUAAUAAAAUAAGUACAAUUGUUUAUUUAUAUGAACCUUCUUUAUUAGAACGUUAUUUUAUCACUAGCAUUUAGUUCUCCGACAAGUUUAUACAAGCUAUACCUAUACCCUUCAAACAUGCGGUUCUUUUCAGCAACACAUUUAUUUUUCACUGCCAUCCAACCAGUAGGUUUGGUAAAAUAUGGACAGUUGCAGUUUUGGUGCUCCAAUACACAUGAAUUAUAUAUCCAAAGAAAGAUAAAUACCCAGCUUUUGUUUUAAGUAAGAUACAACCAUGUAAAAAAAAAUAGGGAUCAUAAUCACCAUGAACGGACCGCGUAUUUUUUACAUGUUUUUUAUAACUUUUUUUCUUUUUAGGGUUCCGUAGCCAAAUGGCAAAAACGGAACCCUUAUAGAUUCGUCAUAUCCGUCUGUCUGUCCGAUUAUGUCACAGCCACUUUUUUCCGAAACUAUAAGAGCUAUACUGUUCAAACUUAGUAAGUGGAUGUAUUCUAUGAACCGCAUUAAGAUGUUCACACAAAAAUAGAAAAAAACAAUAAAUUUUGGGGGUUUGGGAAACUCAAAAAAUCUUUUUUCAUCAAACCCAUACGUGUGGGGUAUCUAUGGAUAGGUCUUCAAAAAUGAUAUUGAGUUUUCUAAUAUAAUUUUUUUCCAAAAAUGAAUAGUUUGCGCGAGAGACACUUCCAAAGUGGUAAAAUGUGUGUCCAAAGUGGUAAAAUGUUGAACAAGAUCUAGUAAGUAGUUUUUUUUUAAUACGUCUUAAAUGGUACGGAACCCUUCAUGCGCGAGUCCGACUCGCACUUGGCCGCUUUUUUAAUAUAGAAUUAUGUUUAAACUAAGACAGCAAAUUACGUUAAAUUAUAUUGUAAAUAAUUCAACUUUAAAUAAGCUUUCAACCCAUAUAUAUGAAUAAUACCUACCUACCUAUAACUUUUUAUCAGUGAAAAUCUUUGUGACAGAACUUAUGACCUGACUUAGUACAAUAGGUUUAGGUGCAUGGGAACUAGCAUAGAGAAAUAAAUAAUAAGUUGUAUGGGAGGUAUGGUAACCCUGUUUAAAAGUUAAUACUUAUUAAUCUUAAAUCUUAUUACAGAUAAGUUUUAGUAAAGCUUGCUUGAUAGUUAUUAAAAAUUUGUUUCUACCGAUGUAUGGAGCUAGACUGUAAGCUUUAUUUCUGUUUGGAACUAGUAGCCGUUGGUAGACCUUGUUGUGUAAUUGUGUGGACGACGAGCGUUAUUUUACUUUGAAUAUUAUGAAUUCACUUUGGUUAUACCUACCUUAUAUAAGUGUUAUACUAAUAAUUAUAACAAAUUGUGCCAAGAGGCAACUCUGUUAACAUAAGAUUACUCUUAGAGACUCACUUUUAUAUAGAAAAGGGCAUUUAUUAUGAUAUGCUGACUUAUAGACAUGCCUAAAUUUAUUAUUUGAAACUUUGCAAUUUCGUAUUGUAUUAAAAUUGGUACAGUCACCGUCAAAUACUUUGUAGCAACCAAAGUGGCCAAAUAGUUCGGUACACCAUAUAUUUAGUAUGGUGUACCGAACUAUUUGGCCACUUUGACUGCUACGAAGUAUUUGACGCUGACUGUACCUAAUAAUCUCAAUAGAAAAUUAAUAGGUGUCAUACAAUCAGCUGACUGUAUACUUACCCAUACCCUGGGCCUGCCAUAAAUUGCGUAAGUCAUUUCGUAAAGUGGUUAAAGGAGAUGUGAGAUGUGCCAUGGAUUGCGGAACGGUAGCGAUCCAAAGACGUAGAACAGUAAUAUUUUUGGUCAUGUCCUCCCUCCUAAAGCUUGUUUGACUGCUACCGCUCUUCAAUCUACCAACGGAGAGCGACAUUCAUGAGGCUUUAUUCAUUAAUUUCAAUCAAUCAAAUUUCAUGAUACACACGAGUGUGGUGUGACGUCAAGUAAAGCGCUGCCGCUGGCAAUCAAAUAACCCAUUAUAAAAUGGAUUUAGCAAGUUUGGCAACUCUUAGUUAACGAAUUUAUAAUCAGUAAGUAAACACGUUCGUACGCGUUCACUUAAGAACCAGGUAGCUGGAAGACCAGUUAAAGAAGAAGCGAUGGGUUAUUCAGGGUAAUCUCUCAUUUCCAAUAUUCCAUCGUUAAUGCAAACAGCAAACAGAUCUAGUUAAAUAGUAGGCAAGUAACCAUUCUAACGUGUUAAAGAACAGUCAGAAAUUUGCACAUGAAACGUGUUAUUAUGACUUAUAAACACGUUUCAUGUGCAAAUUUCCGACUAUCAAUAUGAUUUUUUAAAAUUGUUGCUUCUAUUAUAUGUGGAUAAAUUAUUGACCUUAUAAAGUUGUAGUACCUACUUAAAUUAAUAUGGCGCGUACAUUCGAACAUGGCAGCAUCCUUUCUUAUUUAGGUAGUUAUAUCAUAGUUUUUCAUUAUACUGCAUAUUACUUGUUAUUACUACACCUAGUCGCGAAUUGGUUCCUCUUGUAAGCGAAACUAUUUGUCUUCGUAGUGUUAUACUCUUGUUAGCAUCUCCAGCCAUCGUCUUUGGUCAAAUAUUUGUAUUGAUAUACCUAGUUAGUAAAUAACAGCCAAUCUUAGGCUACAUUGUUGUUUUUGUAUUGUGAUUGUUAUAAAUAUAUAUUUAUAUUUUAUGUGGA
Molecule: messenger RNA, 16941 nt
Organism: Cydia pomonella (codling moth)
Lineage: Eukaryota; Metazoa; Arthropoda; Insecta; Lepidoptera; Tortricidae
Product: lysosomal acid phosphatase-like
Exons: 6
Coding region: 2246-3457 (403 amino acids)
Biological process (GO): dephosphorylation
Molecular function (GO): phosphatase activity
Source: RefSeq, a predicted model, not a curated record